Triplophysa dalaica is the source of this 3658-nucleotide messenger RNA. It is a transcript of the gene phc2a, whose product is annotated as polyhomeotic homolog 2a (Drosophila). The record is from RefSeq and is a predicted model, not a curated record. Gene Ontology annotation, cellular component: nucleus; PRC1 complex. Gene Ontology annotation, molecular function: zinc ion binding; protein binding. NCBI's taxonomy places the organism in Eukaryota, Metazoa, Chordata, Actinopteri, Cypriniformes, Nemacheilidae. The coding region runs from base 259 to 2715 and encodes 818 amino acids. The transcript is spliced from 16 exons.
GAAGCUUUUGCACGAAUGACAAAACAAUAUCUUUCGUCUGCAGAGGGAUGAAUGAUUCUCCGUGAAGCGUCAACAGUUGCGUCGUUUUCAACAGUCUGUGCCUGUCGGAUAGAGGAGACCUCAGACAUGGUGUAGGAUAUCAGAAAAGAAACAAGCAGUUGAAGUUGAAGAAUGAGACGAGGCCUGUGCCAACGUUGGUGGGGAGCGUGAAGGUUUGACAGUAGCCGUGGAUCAGACACAGGCAGGUGGAGGCUCCCCAUGGAGAAGGAGCAGGGCAGUGUGGCCUCCGGUGCCAGCGUCACCACCCCAAGCACUACCUUAAACUCCAUCAGCAUCAGCACCACCUCCUCAAGCAGACAGCAAGUGCUCCCUCAGAUAUCAAUUUAUGGAGGAAUCACAGACAGACAGACAGUUCAGGUUAUCCAGCAGGCUUUGAACAGGCAGCCCAGCACAGCCGCAGCACAGUACCUGCAGCAGAUGUAUGCAGCCCAGCAGCAACACCUCAUGCUUCAGCAGCACCUAAGCCUGGCUGCCGUACAGCAGGCUAGUAUAGUGGCAGGAAGACAAAGCUGCAGUCAGAAUGGCACUGCAUCCCAACAGACCGUGGCUUCCCAAACCACUAUAAAUCUGGCCACAUCUCAAGCGGCUGCUCAUUUGAUCAGUCGAGCUCAGAGCGGGAGCUCUGUUCCUGUCUGUAUUGCCCAACAGGCCGUGCUGCUGGGAAACUCCACCACACUCACCGCCAGCCAAGCACAGAUGUACUUACGAGCUCAGAUGGCACAACAGACUAAUCUCGUGCAAGUAGCCAGGAGUCUUGGGCGAGCUGUUCCUUUGUCCCCCCAGUUUAUCUUUACCCCAACUGCAUCGGUCACAACAGUCCAGCCAGAGACCUCGGCACUGUCAAUUAUCACACCGUCCAACGGCGCACAGGUUCAGAAUUUGGCUCUCCGUGGCCAGCAGGGAGCGCUGGCUUCCUCCCUCUCUCAGACACAGCUACAGAGCCUGAGUUUGAAACAGUCCCCCGAGGCAUCAGCGCAGCUCCCUGCAAACAGCCAGCCGGCGGUCCGACUGCAGGGUCAUGGAGCUGAGCCACACCCACAGGGCUCUGCAGGGAAGGCCGGGUGCACAGAGACGUCCCCAGAGACGGGGAGAUGCAACGACAAAACCAGUGAACCCAAAAUGCGGGAACUCAACACGUGUCCUAGUGUGACCUCAGUAUCGGGCCAUCCGCUCAUCAGCACAGCAUAUACUCAAGUCCAGACCCAUCAGUUGCUCCAACAACACAAGCAGCACUUUGUGAUACAGCAGCAGCCUCAGAUAAUGCAGAGAGCUCAAGCUCAGCUCUUAGAAGCCGCCACCAUUCCACCCCACACAGUACAAACUGUAACCAUCCAGCCUGUCCUGCCAGCUCAACCUCAGCAGUGCCCUGUCCUGCCCAAAGUGCCUGUUAACUGCCAACAAGCCACCGUCUUCCAUUCCACGUCUGCUCUCAGCCAAAAAGGACAGUCCCCCGUUCUGAGCCCAAAAAAGGAAACUCCUCUACAGCUUACCUCAGUUAACCUACAGAUCCAACGAGCUCAACUGGGUGUAGCUGCACAUGAUGGGUCUGAUAAUGACACCUCUGUUCCUCUUAAAGUUAGAGACCUCUGCCCUGUCCAGAACCAUCAGCAGCUGCUAUCCAUACCAUCACAAGUGCCAACCCAAACAGAACAAUGCCAAUGGCUUAAACAAUGUGAUCAAAGCCACACGACAGAAAACAAAGAAGUCAACAGAGUGAAUGUGAAGGCAGGUGUGGGCUCACCUCCAGCCAUGACCUCGGGCAGCGGGAACAACGCGCCGACUGUGACCGGCAGCACUCCGCAAAAUGGCGAGAGUAAACCACCGCCAAAGGCCAUAGUGAAACCCCAGAUCCUCACUCAUGUCAUCGAGGGAUUCGUCAUUCAGGAGGGAGCUGAGCCUUUUCCAUUGGAACGUCCAUCUUUGCUGCUGGAGAAUUUAAAGAAGCAGAAUCAGACUUUUGACACUACAGAUGCUGAGAUGGAAGAUCUAUCACAGCAAGAGCUGAUGAACCAAGAUGGAGAGCCCGUUCUGUCAUGCGAAUUCUGCGGAAGUGUAGACCUGGCAUCUAACUUCAAGAGAUCAAAGCGGUUUUGUUCUAUGGUGUGUGCAAAAAGGUAUAAUGUGGGAUGCACAAAGCGAAUGGGACUCUUCCCAAGCAAAGCAAAUUUGGAGACCAUAAAAAAACAGAGAGCCUCAGAUAUCAAUCAUCAAAACAACCGCACGGAUAUAAAGAAACAAAAUCCCAGUGCCCUAGCAGCCACCGGAGCAUCCAUGUUGUCCCCACACCCCUCCCAUCCAAGUCACGGCGAGUCGAGUCUGUGCUCGGACAUGUCCAGCUACGAUGAGCCCCUUUCACCGCUGUCAGCCGCCAGUUCUGGAGCUCAGAGGCUUCCCAACGAGGAAAGAUCAGAGCUCCCGUUCCUCACCCAGCACUUCCUGGCCAGUGACCCCGUCAAGUGGAACGUGGAGGACGUUUAUAAAUUCAUCUGCUCUUUGCAAGGGUGCCAGGAGAUCGCUGAAGAGUUCCGUUCUCAGGAGAUCGACGGUCAGGCCCUGCUGCUCCUGAAGGAGGAUCAUCUCAUGAGCACCAUGAACAUCAAACUGGGGCCUGCACUGAAAAUCUUUGAUCAAAUUAAUAUGCUUAAAGACUCGUAGCGUUUCUCAACACUCCAACUCCUGAACUUCUGCACUGGUUUCCUCAUCCCACCGUGGCUUUGGGUUGCGGGGAUGGCUGCUCCUCAAAACUAUUAAAAAACCUGUGAAUACCUCUGGUCACUGAACUGUUUCGUCCCCAAAAGAUUGAUGGUGUGAUUGAUAAAUGAACUAUUCAGCUGUGCCAGGCCCAGGGGGGCAAUCCACAGAAGGAAAGCACAAGUACUUCACCAUUUGUGCAAACAAAUGCUCGUGAUUUAUAGACAUGAAAAUGUUUGUUUUAUGGUAGUGGGAAACAGGUUUACAGUUCCUUUGUUUUGAACUGGACUUUGUAUGUGUUAUAAUGAAACUAGGAACAUCUUUCAUCAGCUGGACUUUGUAUUGUAGUUCUGCUUCUCGUCACAGAAAAUGUGAUUGUUGGUUAGUCAAGAAGAGUUCACGCAUCAUUAGCCUUGCAGUGUGUAGGUAGCGAACCGUGUUCAUGUAUCUGAGAAGACAUUUCUCUGUAACAUGCAAGUACACCUUAUGUGUGUCCUGGAAGAUGAGACGUUUUACCCCAGAUCAACAGGGAUAAUAGUUACGAAUAUGAUGACUAUCCAAUAUGUGCCUAAUACUUCUCUAAACAUCCCAAAGAUUUUGUACAUUAUUUAAACAGGUCUCGAUUGUGACUGGUUUGACUUAAAAACUGGUUCCUUAAGUACAUUUCCCAGCAUCCACACUAAGGAUUGCAGCUACAGCAGCUCCACAUUUACGACGAAACUUCUCAUUUCUGUUCCGAGCGCAAUUCAUUUCUUCUCGGUGUGCACUCAUCUUUGGAAAUCUAGUGCCGCUUGUCUUUAUUUGUCAUCAUAUGAUGCAAUUUCUGUAUUUAUUGUGAGCAAGGCUCUGAUUCUGUUUUUAUAUUUGGAAAUAAAAAACCUCAAAGAAUCACCAUGGCUAGUUUUUU